Molecule: messenger RNA, 720 nt
Organism: Colletotrichum lupini
Lineage: Eukaryota; Fungi; Ascomycota; Sordariomycetes; Glomerellales; Glomerellaceae
Exons: 1
Coding region: 1-720 (239 amino acids)
Source: RefSeq, a predicted model, not a curated record
AUGUCUACCACCGAACAUGUUUCGGUCAGCAACGACUCUGCGCUAGCCAACUCAGAGGAUCCGGAAUAUGAAGACUUUCUUGAAGAUGAAGAACCUUCACCAGCAUUCACACCCGCGCCCCUCCCACCCCUCACAAACGAACCCCGACGACACCCGGAUUCCUGCCUGACCCUCUCCCGCCCUCUCAUAAAAGCCCUUCACGCACAACUUCCGCCGGCGCCGGAGCUAUCGCUCUCGAUUGGGAGUGGAACGGGGCUAGCUGAGGCUCUGCUUGACUCUCUGACCGAUACCCAAGAUCCUUCCACUCAAGAAGAUCCUCAGGCUUCUCAAGAGUUACCUGUCCCUCGACCGCUCAACCUAACCAGCAUCGAAAUCGCACCAAGCCCAAAUAAAUACCACCGCAACCACCGCACUGUCCCAGGAACGUGGGCGCUCGACCCCGCUGCGGCGGAAGCGAAGGCGUGGAUGUUUGUGUACCCGAAGCAAGUCGCCCUGGUGCGGAAGUACAUGGAGGCCUUUGCUUCUGGCAGUUCUGGUUCCGGGGAGAAGGGGGUUGCUGUGGAGACUGUGCUGUACGUCGGUCCGAGAAUGGAUUGGGAUGAUUUCCGGGGCGCGUUGGAGCCGUUUGCGGAGGAUGUGGAGGUUUGGGACGAGGAGAGGAUGGAGAGCGUUGGCGGGCAGGGGUGGGAGUGCGUUGUGAGGGUGAGGGUGAAGAGGUGA